AAAGAGGCCAGUAAAAAAAAAAAUUAAAAAAAGCUAAGAACAUAACAGCAACAAAAAAAACCCCAGUUUGCAUAUCUAAACACUCUUGAGAGAGUCCUAGGAAGCUUAAGAGAUCUAGGAAAUUUAGGAUUGUACAAAAGGAUGAUAAAAGGGAUAAAUAUCUGUAGUACUAAGCAUGUACAUUUUGAUAUCUUCUGUAGCAGGAGAACAAAGAAGAAAACCUCAUGACAGUAAAUGCAGAAAGUGGUAAGAUUUAUCCAGUAUUUGAGUUUUAUACUACUGAGAUUGUUAAGAAAGGACUUGUUAAGAUUCAGAAACAGUCUUAAGUUACACCUCUAUAUUGUAAGUAUUUACAAUUAAGAGAGAAAUUAGCUAACCUAUUCUGGAUUAGUAUAAGAUUUCUCUAAGGAUACCUAUAUAUGUAUUAAGAGUGGAAUUAAAUUGUAUUUACAUUUUGAAGCUUGUGUGCUGAUCAGUACUUGAGAUGUGUUAUCAGUCUUGGAAGUUCAUGAAUUUGACUUCAGAUGGGAAAGUCCUAUGCUAGAUUUUAAUAUUUUCUCUGAAUCCAUGAGGGUAAAUGUUGUACAGAUGCAUUCAUUUCAGAAAUUCAGUGGCGAUAACAUGUUUAUUGCUUCUGAAAACAGAGCACAUACUUUAUAUAUGUGAAGAUGGAGAAAAUAGAAAGGGACUGGUCAAAAUAAGAGAUUUGAAAAGUGAAAAGUUGUAUGGUUGUGGUAGGUCAUUAUUGGGUUUCUAAGUACACAUUAAGAAAAUAAACAAGACCACAAUCAGGAAGUUUAUGUAUGCACCUUCUUUUAUGCAAACAUAGUAUUCUCUAACUUCUACUCUUUAUUAUUAUCAUCACAAACUUACUAAGGAAACCUACUGAUACAGCACAGGUAAGCAACCUCACUAUGCUGAUUUGGCAUCGCUUUUUGGAAGAGAUCUAGAAUUCUAGAAUCCUUGUCAGUUGGUGCUUUAUCAUUCUCCAAUAUGAUGUUCCAGUAUUUAAAGAUAGGGUCUAUCAAUUUGCUUCUCAUACACACUUUUUUUUUCUGUCACAGUUGAGCUGUUUUAAGUGGUUUCCAGUACUAACAGAACUUCAGCUGCUCACAAUCUAUGUCUUUUCAUAUGCAUGAGCUGAGAGCUUGUUUAAUUACUUUGUAAGUGAAAAUUAUCUAGAGUGACUAAGGUGUCUUUUUCUGGAUGGGAAUGUUCUGAUUACCCCAGACUAAGUAACAGGUCCUGCAGAAGUUUUCAUAUCUGGUCUGAGCAGGUAGAAGUCUGACACAAAAGCCUGGUGCCAGCUUCUGGGAAUGAACUGGGAAGGGGAGGACCUCUUUCUCUUACAGCCACAAGCAGCAUAGUAGAUCAGGGAAUACAAUGGACAGAUGCAGGGAAUUACCAGUGGGGGAUUUGCAUCCCUAACAUUUGAUGGAACUGUAGGAGCUCCAAUUGUUCCUCGAACUUCUAGCAAAGUGUACACUUUCAUGGAUGAAGAACAGAAAACAGUGGAAGAAUUACGUAUUUGGGCAGCCAGUAAUAUUUCCAUCUCUGGACCAGCAACAAAAUUGUCUGGUGUUCAGCCAAUGCUGUUCUUUGAUCUCACUUGCCAGCUGGUAGGAAAAGCAAAAGUGGAUGGAUCUUCUUUUCUUCUAAAGGUUUGGGAUGGCACUAAAUGUCCCUACCCCACAUGGAAAGUGCCUGUGGAAGCAAGAGACCUGGAAGGAGAAAAAGUUGUUCUUCAUCAGCUGAGAAAUCUAGCGGUGGACAUUCUGGUCUAUGAUAAUCAUGUACAACUGGCAGAAUCACUUAAGAUUGGAAGUUUUCUGAGAAUUUACAGUAUUCAUGCGAAACAAGCAAGCACUGAAAAUGAAGAUGUCUCACCUAUGGAAUUUCAUCUUCAUGGUGGCACCUGUUAUGGUCGAGGAAUAGGAGUCUUGCCAGAAAGUAAUCCAGAUGUUAAGGAACUAAAAGAAUUAUUAGAAUCUGUGGAUCUGACAGACAGUCAGAAUAUGGAAAGCAUGUGUUCAAUGGACAUAGACAGCACUUUUGGCAAUGUUACAGAUCUUGAAUUGCACUUACAGAGAUGUCAGCAGUUAUCUGUUACAGUAUUAACAGAUCAUCAGGAUUUGAGUAACACAGAACUGAAAACCAUAACAAACAGCACAGCUCCUCAACAAUAUCGCAUUAGAGCAAAGCUGAGAACUUACAAACCCCAAAAGCUCCAUCAGUCUGUUAAACUGCAUUGUUCCAAAUGCAACUCUUUGCAAGAAGUUCCAGAUAGAGAAGACUUUGACUUCAUUUUACACAGCUCUGCCAGUACUGCCCCAAACCCAGAAUUACACAAUACAUCCUGGUAUGAAUCUGUAACAUGGACUACACAAGAGCAGAAACAGAGGGAAAUAGCCAUCCAUUUUGUGAAGCAUGAUGAAAUGCUUCAACAUCCUGAGAACACCUUGAUAAUGAUAGAAGGUGGAACAUUAAAAGAAAUCUGGAAACUUACAAAAAGAUUCAAGUGCGUUAUUCCUGUGAGAUCCACAGAAGAUGACCUUGAAUUACUAGAUCUUUCAGCUCCUUUUCUUCUAAAAGGGAAUGUAAAAUAUUAUGGGUGCAAGCAGUGUUCAACUCCAAAGCCUAUGAAGAAUCUAAGUUCCAUUGCAGCAGAACAGCAGCCAUCAUGGGAACCAGCUGAAAUAGCACAAGUUUUAGGUAUUGAACUGCUCCAGUAUGUUUUUGUUAUGAAGUUUACACUGGUUGAUGAAACAGGAUCACUAAAUGCUUACCUUUUUGAUCAUGAGAAGUUUUUCCAAAUUCCUGCCUCUGAAAUCUUAACUAAUAAUUUUCUUCAGCAAAAGAUGCAGAUGACCAUGAAUGCGCUCUGUCCUCCAGGAAGAAAAUUAGGUGACUUGCCAUGGCUGGAAUGCUUCAUCAAGUCUUAUAAUGUCAGAGACGCAAUGAAAAAUCAAGUUUAUUACCAAAUUUUUGACACCACAGUUGCUGAAGAUGUUGUAUAGUCAUGUGUUGCUAAUUGGAAGUAAUACAGUAAGCAUCAGUUUCUGUGGGGGGCUGGGAUCAGAGACUGUAUUAAAAAAAAUACCUUUUUGUUAGGAACUUAACUUGUUAUUAUGAUUUUUUAGUUUAUAUAUUAAUGGGAAUGGGACUUAUACUUUGAUAUGUUUGCUCUUUUCCUGGCACACACCUUUGUGAUCUAAGGGCAAGUGGAGGUGCUGAGCUUUUCACUGGAAACUGCUUGGCUGAGGUUGAUGGAAGCAAUCUACUUUCCAUCUGUCCUUCAAAAAGGCAGUGCUGAGGUUACUCUAUGUUUGUGAAUUUUACUCAGAAAAAUCUAGUCAGGAUGAUGCCAUGUGUUCAUUUUUUUAUUAAAUUACAUCAACAGAGGCAAAGAUAAAAAGUUCUUUAGUAAACUCAGAAUGCUUUGUGCAAGCCAAUAUUACUGUUCUCAGCUUCACAGGGAGGUUGGUUUUUAGAGACUUCCUUGAUUUUGUACUGAUAUGUACAUUUAGAAAACUCCUCCUGUUAGUAACAGCUACAUGUACCUGUUACUGUAGAUUCUGAAGGGGUUGUGAACAUGACCAUGUAGUGAUUAUCACUAAAAUUAAAGUCAAUCAUGAAGGUAAGGUAGUGUAAAAUUGUAAAAUGGAUAUUGAUAUUUGGUAGAUGCUAAUGCUUCUGGGGUGGCCUUGUUGGGUACCAAAGGUGUUAGCAUGUUUGUUAGCUGGGUCUGUAUUUUCAAAGGCUUGAUCUGCCUUUUACAUCCUACAUAAUCAGAUUGUGUGCCUAAAUUUGGAGAUACAGAACUGAUCUGGUGCUGUCAUGGAUUGAAAAUUCUGCUGGACUAGAAAACUAUGUGGUGGUUUUACUUUGCAUUCAGAAGUCUCUAGGACAAGUUCAGGACAUGUUUCUCUAAGGGUGAUUAAUGUAGAAAUCCCUGUCAAAUCAAAUGCUUUCCAUCAGAGCAAAAUUACUUAGUAUUUACAGCAGAUGUUUUUAAAGAACUUCAGAAGCAAGAUGCAAUAUUUGUAAGUGGAUUAUUAUUUUGAUAGUAGAUGACAUUUUAUUUUUUUCAUUUUUGGGGGCCAUUUAAUAGAUUAUGCAAUUUGUCUUAAAAUUUCCUCAUAUAUCCUCUGGUAAUUUUCUUGUACUGUAAAAAUUACACUGGGUUUAUAUGUCAUAAGACAAUAAGACAAUUUUUCUUUAUUGAUCUGUGUAUAGGGACAAUGAAUAUUUAAAGUGGUGAGUGCACAUUUCCUUUAAAAAUUUUUUAAAAAAUAAAAAUAUUUUGGAAUUGAACUAGCAGUUUAUCAGAGUCUACUGACUUAAAAUAUUUUCUUGAAUUUUUACAUAAAUGCAUCAACAAAAAAUAAUUACAACAAAUGAAUAUUAUAAAACUUUAGACACUGGCCAUACCCAAGCGUUUUCACAAGUUAGGAGUUAAAUUGAAGGGAAUUUUCUUUGCCUUUAUUUUAUAUAAGGUAUGAAAAUGUGGAUUUCUUUUUUAGAUUUUUUGUUAACAAUUCUGAAAUAUAUUGAUAUUGUACAUUUUUCUAAACAAGUCUUUGUAAAGUAAUAAAUAAAAAGAUGUUUUGAACUUAAAUGUGAAAUAAAUCAAUUUCACCACAUGCCUUGCCUGAGAUCCCUUCCUAAACACUACAUAUGCAUGAUUUUUUUACCAUUGAAUAUUGUGUUUAAAAUUAUUCUAAUUAAAUAAAAUGUUCAAUAAAGAUUCCUCCAAA
Passer montanus (Eurasian tree sparrow) is the source of this 4757-nucleotide messenger RNA. It is a transcript of the gene POT1, whose product is annotated as protection of telomeres 1. Gene Ontology annotation, cellular component: nuclear telomere cap complex; chromosome, telomeric region. The transcript has 13 exons. The coding region runs from base 1392 to 3017 and encodes 541 amino acids. Gene Ontology annotation, molecular function: telomerase inhibitor activity; G-rich strand telomeric DNA binding. Gene Ontology annotation, biological process: telomere capping; regulation of telomere maintenance via telomerase. The record is from RefSeq and is a predicted model, not a curated record. Lineage: Eukaryota; Metazoa; Chordata; Aves; Passeriformes; Passeridae.